AAGCUCUUGCACUCCCUAUUUGUUGAAACGAGACGAUUGCAUGUCGAAACGUAAACAGGGGCGAAGGAAGGGGAAAAAGAUCACAGAAGACGAAUCCACAAUUUAAAGCACGAAGGUUCGGUUCUACUGAUGUGCAUAUGUGCGUAUACGUGUAGCGAUUUAAUCAUGGCGCACGCGUCGGCUCGGCUGUAUUUAUUUGGAGCGAUCUUAACCUCGCAAAACUAGCGCAAGCUUAGCAUCCCUCCAGCAGGAUCAGCGUGAAAAUGAGGAUGGUGUGACAGCUUGUCGUAAACAGGAGCUUAAAAGUUUAUUUAAUCAAAAUUAGUCAAAAUGUCGAAACGAAACAGCGACUACGUGGUCACGGAGCAUCGCGACUUGCAGGCUAACACCAUGGCAGUGGAUGCGACCGGCAACUACGUUCUGUUGGCCGGACGCAGAUACUUAGCAGUGAAACAUUUGGACGAGGAUGUAAAUACAGUGAAGAAGUUUCAGCGACAGAGUAAAUAUGAGGUUGGCUCUGCCGAAUGGAAUCCAUGCGACUUAAAUUGCCACUUGUGUGCGAUUUCUAGCAACACGCGAAUCGAAAUAUUGAACUUCAGUGGAGCAGGAGGUUACGAGUUGCAAACUACUCAGAGUCUGAAAGCCCACACGCGGGUAGUUAGCGAUUUGAGUUGGCAUCCUAAGGAACCGGAUAUCAUUGCUUCUUGCAGCAUUGACACAUUUAUACAUAUCUGGGACAUUCGAGAUCAGAGGAAACCAUGCUUGUCUUUGUCUGCAGUUGCGGGAUCGUCCCAAGUACGUUGGAAUCCACUGUCAUCUCAUAUCUUGGCCACAGCGCACGAUGGAGAUGUCAAGAUAUGGGACCAGCGGAAAGCAACGAGUCCUGUGCAGUAUAUAACAGCCCACUUGACAAAAAUACAUGGUUUAGAUUGGUGCCCCUUUCAACAAAAUCAAUUGGCAACGUCGAGUCAAGACUGCACCGUUAAGAUUUUCGAUAUUGUCAAUCCGCGUAGAGCCGAGAGUAUUUUAACGACAAAUUCUCCUGUAUGGAGAGCAAGAUAUACGCCCUUUGGAGAAGGUUUAGUGACGAUAGUGGUGCCGCAAUUACGACGUGGAGAAAACAGUCUUUUACUAUGGAAUACGUCAAACCUCAAUGCGCCAAUAUAUACGUUUGUGGGCCAUACGGAUGUUGUGCUUGAAUUUCAAUGGCGGCAUUUAAAACUAGAAAACAGCGACUUUGAACUCGUUACAUGGUCCAAGGAUCAAUGUUUGAGGAUAUUUAAAAUCAGUCCAUUUAUAAAAAAAUUAUGCAGCAAUGGUAUAGAUGAUGGCCUAUCAGUCUACAGUCAGUAUUCCGAAGAGAAUAAUUUAAGAACUUUGCAAUCCGUCCAAGAACUGCAGCUGAAUACUUCUCAGAGCGAGCCUGAGAUAAAUUACAUUACGACCAAAGUAGACGAGCCUGUGCCGCAAUCUGAGACGAUCAGCCUUCCAGACAAUUCCAAAAAAGUCUCGUCUCCCACUCAGCCAAAGAGUUUGCAGCAGGAAUUUUCUUUAAUUAAUAUGAAUAUACCAAAUAUAGAGGUAAACGCAAUGGACGUAGUGGAGAGGAGCUGUACGAUAACCGCGUGUACAAAGAACUACAAUGUGAUAUUAAAAGUAAAUUUCCCCGUAAAUUAUCCAUGUAGCGCGCAACCGACAUUCCAGUUUUGUCCUGGCACAACGAUUGACAACGCGACAAUGACCAAACUGCUGAAAGUUCUCGUGCAAACUGCUCAGCAUCGCGUCAAAAAGAACAGAUCGUGCUUAGAACCAUGUCUCCGGCAACUAAAUAUAACUUUGGAGCAAAUGUGCAAGAAAGACGAAGACGAGAGCGGACACUUAUAUCACAUGCAGGAUAACAGUAAUUUCUUGAGCUCCCCCAAUAUCUGCGCGAACUAUCAGGACUCCUAUAUACCAUUUCCUAGAACGUCCGGUGCUAAAUUUUCUUGUGUGGGUAUCCUCGUUUGUUUCGGCCGUCCUUCCUACGCGAGAAGAUCAAUGAUGAAACCGGGAGACGCGACACCCAGAGCACUGUCCGCCUUGGACAAUAGCAUCGGUAACAGCGAAUCUUUCAUACAUAUGUACCGAAGUUCCUAUGUGCCAACUAACGACAACAUGUCUAUCAGCUCAUACUAUUUUCAAGAUCGUCAGAAGGAUCUUCGACGGGGGUUGCAUGGGGCGGGUAGGAUGCAUGAUCGAUCGUACUUCAAGAAUUGUCAUCCGAUGGUUAUCAUAUACGAUGUUUCGUCAUUAUUCUUUGUCAAUAAAGAGCUUGCCGAAAAAUAUACAAUUAACACCGCUGAUAUUUCAUCUAUGUAUCAGCACAAUGCAAACGUAGCUGCUACGUUGGAAAGGUCCGACUUAACUCAGACUUGGUGUUUAGCUGGUUUAAUCAUUUUGCCGCCACCAUCCAACACUGAGCAAAAUUCUUAUCAUUCUCCCGAUAUCAGUGCUCCAUGGCCUUUACAUCCCUGGGGUCAAAACUUAAUUCAUUUCUUAAUACAACAUUACGCUAAGCAGUCUGAUGUUCAGAUGGCCGGCAUGCUGAGCUGCGCACUUAGCUAUCGAUCUGAAAACACGGACGCUUUGCAAACUAGACUGACCAGUAAAUCCGUGAAUGUCAGUAGGCUUUCCAUAGGAAAAUGGUGGUUAAAGCCUGGCGGUUCGCCUUAUCAUACAAUACAUCUGGCAGAUACUACAUUAGAAGGAUGGAAUUUUCAAAAUCUGAAGCAACAUCGGUCGAAUUCGUGGUCAGAGUCUUUAGAUGAUUUAAAAGUCAUUCAAGACUUUGGGGAUUCUGCGAAAAACAUUAAAUUGUUUGAUGAGAAAUAUACGGCCUUAUAUGAUGGUUACAAGAAGGCGUAUGCCGAGGCGUUGCACAGGUGGGAACUGUUGGAUGCUCGGGCGCAUGUGUUGAAACAUCUGAAUGCGUCCUCGAACAACGUGCAGAAGGACGUUGAGUUGCAGAACGAGUGUCGAAUCUGCGGCAAGAUUAGUCCAGGUCCACAGUGCGCUAGUUGCAAAGGGUUGAGCUUCCAAUGUAUCAUUUGCCAUGUUACAGUCAGAGGUGCGAGCAACUCCUGCAUGUUUUGCGGCCACGGUGGACACAUCGAGCAUUUAGCCGCGUGGUUUGCUAAAGAGGUAGUAUGUCCUACGGGCUGCGGCUGUCAUUGUUUGCAGGAAAAUUCAGUACUAUUUAAAGUAUAGGUAAUUUUUUAAAUUUAAAUAAUAUAGACGAAACUGUACAUAAUCAUG
This is a messenger RNA of Trachymyrmex septentrionalis, 3294 nucleotides long. RefSeq names its product WD repeat-containing protein 59 (gene Wdr59). The transcript has 21 exons. Bases 331 to 3246 code for a protein of 971 amino acids. Gene Ontology annotation, molecular function: protein binding. The record is from RefSeq and is a predicted model, not a curated record. Lineage: Eukaryota; Metazoa; Arthropoda; Insecta; Hymenoptera; Formicidae.